CCUCCCGCUUCUCCCUGCCGGGCCUCCCCUUCUCUCCCCGCGGCCCCCGCCCCGCAGGGAUAGUAUGGUCUCCGGCGAUGGACGCCCUAAGUGCAGGAUGCCCUUUUGAGUACCUUGUUGAAACAUUAAAGGACAGUUCGCAUAAAUUCUUCAAUGUACCUAAACUUGGAGGCACCAAGUAUGAUGCUCUGCCUUACUCGAUACGGGUCCUUUUGGAAGCUGCUGUACGAAAUUGUGAUGGAUUUUUCAUGAAAAAGGAAGAUGUUAUGAACAUUUUAGACUGGAAAACCAAACAAAGCAAUGUGGAAGUGCCCUUUGUUCCUGCCCGUGUUCUUCUUCAAGAUUUUACUGGAGUCCCGGCAGUAGUGGAUUUUGCUGCUCUGAGGGAGGCAGUGAAAACCCUGGGAGGUGAUCCUAAGAAAGUUCAUCCUGCCUGUCCGACAGACCUCACGGUUGACCAUUCUUUACAGAUUGACUUCAGUAAAUGUGCAAUACAGAAUGCUCCAAAUCCUGGAGGGGGUGACGUGCAGAAACCAGGAAAGCUCUCUCCACUUCGAGUACAGCCUAAGAAGCUGCCCUGCAGAAGCCAGGCUCCCUGCCGUGGACCGUGCAAUUCUGGAGAACUGGGCCGAAACUCAGGAAAAUUUUCCUCCCAGAUUGAGAACACACCCAUUCUGUGUCCUUUUCAUUUGCAACCAGUGCCUGAACCUGAAACAGUGUUAAAAAAUCAAGAAAUAGAAUUUGGCAGAAAUCGAGAGAGACUUCAAUUUUUCAAGUGGAGUUCAAGAGUCUUUAAGAAUGUGACUGUCAUCCCUCCUGAAACUGGAAUGGCUCAUCAAGUAAACUUAGAAUAUUUGUCAAGAGUGGUUUUUGAAGAAAAGGACUUCCUCUUCCCAGACAGUGUAGUGGGCACGGAUUCUCAUAUAACCAUGGUGAAUGGUUUGGGGAUUCUAGGAUGGGGGGUUGGAGGGAUUGAAACAGAAGCCGUAAUGCUUGGUCUGCCAGUUUCUCUAACUUUACCCGAGGUGGUUGGAUGUGAGUUAACUGGGUCAUCAAAUCCUUUUGUUACAUCCAUAGAUGUUGUUCUUGGUAUUACAAAGCACCUCCGGCAAGCAGGAGUGGCUGGAAAAUUUGUUGAGUUUUUUGGGCCUGGAGUUUCACAGUUAUCUAUAGUGGAUCGAACCACAAUAGCAAACAUGUGUCCAGAAUACGGUGCUAUCCUCAGCUUUUUCCCUGUUGACAAUGUGACACUCAAACACUUAGAACAUACAGGUUUUGACAAAGCCAAACUAGAGUCCAUGGAAACCUACCUGAAAGCUGUGAAAUUGUUUCAAAAUGGCCAGAAUUCUUCAGGAGCACCUGAAUAUUCCCAGGUAGGUGCAGAAUACUGCACAUUUAUACAGGUUGGAUUUAAAGGCUUCCAAAUCGCAGCUGAGAAACAGAAUGACUUCGUCUCCAUUCAGUAUGAAGGAAGUGAAUAUAAGCUGUCUCACGGGUCGGUGGUCAUUGCUGCAGUCAUCAGUUGUACCAAUAACUGUAACCCAUCCGUCAUGCUUGCUGCAGGUCUUUUGGCUAAAAAGGCCGUGGAAGCUGGUCUUCGUGUGAAGCCUUACAUCAGAACAAGCUUGUCUCCAGGCAGCGGGAUGGUUACACAUUACCUCAGUUCCAGUGGAGUAUUACCGUAUCUUAGUAAGCUUGGGUUUGAAGUAGUUGGCUAUGGCUGUUCAACAUGUGUGGGGAAUACAGCACCCUUAUCAGAAGCCGUUUUAAAUGCAGUGAAACAGGGCGAUUUGGUCACUUGUGGUGUUUUUUCUGGAAACAAACAUUUUGAAGGUCGUCUCUGUGACUGCGUUCGUGCCAAUUACCUUGCCUCUCCACCAUUGGUGGUGGCCUACGCCAUAGCGGGCACCGUCGAUAUCGAUUUCCACAGCCAGCCUUUAGGGACCGACUGUACGGGCAAGGACAUUUUCCUGCAUGACAUCUGGCCCAGUCAAGAAGAGGUCCACCGGGUGGAGGAGGAGCGCGUGAUCGUCUCCAUGUUUAAAGGCUUGAAAGAGAAAGUAGAGAAAGGAAAUAAACGGUGGAAUUCUCUAGAAGCACCAGAUUCAGUUUUGUUUCCAUGGGAUUUAAAGUCCACUUACAUUAGAUGUCCUUCGUUUUUUGAUAAACUUACCAAAGAUCCGAUUGCACUUCAGCCUAUUGAGAAUGCCCAUGUUUUAUUAUACUUGGGGGACGCUGUUACGACUGACCAUAUAUCACCUGCUGGAAGCAUCGCUAGGAGUAGUGCGGCUGCUAAGUAUUUGAUGAACAGAGGCCUUACUCCUCGUGAAUUCAAUUCUUACGGCGCCCGAAGAGGUAACGAUGCUGUAAUGACAAGAGGCACCUUUGCAAACAUCAAGCUUUUUAAUAAGUUUAUUGGAAAACCAGCCCCCAAAACAGUUCAUUUCCCAUCAGGACAGACGCUGGAUGUUUUUGAGGCUGCAGAGCUGUACCAGAAAGAAGGCGUCCCGCUGAUGAUCUUAGCAGGAAAGGACUAUGGUGCAGGCAACUCCCGGGACUGGGCUGCCAAAGGACCGCUGCUGCUGGGAGUGAAAGCUGUUUUGGCUGAAAGCUAUGAAAAAAUUCACAAAGACCAUCUGAUCGAAAUCGGCAUUGCGCCGCUUCAGUUCCUUCCUGGCGAGAACGCGGACUCCUUGGGCCUCUCCGGCAAAGAGACCUUUUCCUUAACCUUUCCCCAGGAACUCUCUCCCGGAAUUACGUUAAACAUAAAGACAAACACUGGGAAAGUUUUCAGCGCCAUUGCUUCCUUUGAAAAUGAUGUGGAAAUAACAUUAUACAAACACGGAGGAUUAUUAAAUUUUGUAGCACGGAAAUUCUCAUAGUAUCCACUCACCAGGAGACCUUCCAUAACAGAUAAGGGCAGAGCCGCCCGCCUGAGCUGCAGCCGGGAGUCCUCACCACGGAGCUGCGGACCGUCCAGCGCACCACUCUCCCAUCCACGCCGGCAACGAUUACAAAUCAACGUAGGGACUGAAAGGACCCUUGAUUUUAAAUAAUACACGAACGGUGCUAUUAACGAUGCUAAAAUCAGCGUGUGAAGUGUGUUGUGGAAGAGGCCUGUAAGUAUGGGGGGAGGGGGAGAUUUUAUCACACCAUUUUGUAAAUAAAGGCAGAAUUUGAACUUG
Molecule: messenger RNA, 3185 nt
Organism: Echinops telfairi (small Madagascar hedgehog)
Lineage: Eukaryota; Metazoa; Chordata; Mammalia; Afrosoricida; Tenrecidae
Gene: IREB2
Product: iron responsive element binding protein 2
Exons: 21
Coding region: 78-2882 (934 amino acids)
Biological process (GO): citrate metabolic process; tricarboxylic acid cycle
Cellular component (GO): cytosol; mitochondrion
Molecular function (GO): 4 iron, 4 sulfur cluster binding; iron-responsive element binding; aconitate hydratase activity
Source: RefSeq, a predicted model, not a curated record